Messenger RNA from Batrachochytrium dendrobatidis JAM81, 1774 nucleotides. RefSeq lists its product as uncharacterized. The coding region runs from base 218 to 1588 and encodes 456 amino acids. The record is from RefSeq and is a predicted model, not a curated record. The transcript has 2 exons. Lineage: Eukaryota; Fungi; Chytridiomycota; Chytridiomycetes; Rhizophydiales.
GGUGGUCGUUCAUUUGAGUUUUAAAGUCUUACAAUUUACCAAACUCUUUGUUUUGCUGACAAUUCAAUAUCUAUAAAACCUUUAUAUUUAUCCAAACUUAUUCACUAGUAAUAAUUUUAUUCAAGUACAACGUUUGCAUUUUUCCGGGUGCCUCGAUAUUAAAUAAAUCUGAGCUUGUCGGUUGAUUUUUGGCAUACUAGAUAUCUCUGACUCUGCCAUGAUGGAGUCUUCCACUGUUGGAAUAGCUCUGACAAUGAAUGAAUCCGUAGCUCCAACUGCUCCAAUUGAUAUUACUUUUACUACUUCCAACUCCAGGGAGUCGUCGUCUCCACAAACACCUCCGCAAACACCUCCUUUGGAUCUGACUCAAUCACAAUCAUGGCCAUCCAUGCCACUGAUUCAUCAGGAUUCCGAUCCUACCAUAUCUGGAUGGUCAUAUGGUCAUGUGCAGUCUCUUCUUCAUCACAAUUCUGGUGGCAGAUGUGUAAAUGGGCCCUGUCGCGAGCAUCAACAUCCAGAUUCAGCAUCUAGGACAUAUACUGGACCUUAUAAUAGUCAUUGUUGCUCAACUACUGCUGGUAUGUGGGAAGAAGCCAGAGCAUGCGGUGGUGGAGUAUGGGCUAUCCAAUUGCAGCACGAAUCUUCUACUUUGGACAAUCCUUACCCAGCUGCUCUUGAUCACACAGAUGCCAGUUUUUCCGAAAAUCAUCCGAUAGCCGAGCUCACCAAUGCUGUCAAGGACCAGCACCACAUUUUUGAUUCUGCGGAUCAUGCUAACCAUGCGAGCGACUUGCAACCCAACCCAAUGGCUCGUAUGAUUGGUCUUGUCGCUCUGUUUCCGAUUCCUAGUCCUAAUCAGCGCACUACCACUGAAAUGAUAGGCCGUGCACAUGAUGAACUGUAUCUGGAUGUCAUGAUUCUGCCUGCCUAUCGUGGUCAUGGUUACGCAACAGAGUCUGCCAAACGUGUUUUAAUGGAGCAUUUUGCUCCCUCUGCAAAUGCCAUUUCCACGCCUCUGCCAUUCUCCUCGUUAUCCAAUACAACAGAUGCGAUAUUACCAAUUCUAAAUCUUGAAGACCCAUUGGAUCAUAAAGACAGAUUUCCGCAGGAUAAUCUAAAUUGUCUACUGCCUCUUCCACUGCUCCCCACACUCCAUCUAACUCCUCGAACACCCCCACCGCCGCCACCACCUAUACCUUUUUGUCAGCCUGCUAAACGUAUUGUUGUUGCCGCACCGUCAUUUUCUCAGCAUACUGGAGAUGGACCAAAACGAUCGAAUUCUACUGGCAGCAAUUCGUCAAGAGUCUCUCCCUCCACAUGCUGGACACCCACAUCACCAGAUACGAUCCAUAUCAACGAAUCUACCGCAUCUCUAUGUCCAACCUUGGUCACGGCGAAUGAAGGAUCGUCUGGGUAUUUACAGGAAAUGCCGUUUACUACAACAACUGUUGCUGCCACACGUGUUGCAGUCAAGCUCGGAAUGGAACCCACACAUUCGCGAUUGGUACAUCCGUCCAUCAAACAUAUUCGAUACGAAUGCCAUGCCAUUGAACAGCAGGAUUUCGUAGACUUAUGGGUACAGAUAUAGUCAACUACAUAUCUUACUAUACCCGACCAAGUUGAAGCAUGUGCUUUGUAAAUUGGUUUAGUUUUUUCUACAUGUUCUAUUUUUGCAAUCUUUAGUUUUAUCUUGCUUUUAUGACAAGUGAAUCAGAUUCUUAUGUUACAUUGCCUUAUUCCCAAUCAUCAAUAUAUAUUCUUAGUUUAUGUCACU